Messenger RNA from Sphaeroforma arctica JP610, 1975 nucleotides. RefSeq lists its product as hypothetical. Bases 71 to 1429 code for a protein of 452 amino acids. Lineage: Eukaryota; Ichthyosporea; Ichthyophonida. The transcript has 10 exons. Gene Ontology annotation, cellular component: endoplasmic reticulum membrane. Gene Ontology annotation, molecular function: phosphatidate cytidylyltransferase activity. The record is from RefSeq and is a predicted model, not a curated record.
UGUGUACUUACUUUGCGCUUGCGUGUAGAAUUAAUCACAAAUAUAACACACAUAUAGACACUUAGCGAGUAUGGGCGAGUCUAGUAUGCGUCAACGAAAAGCUGGCAAGCAAGCACCGCAAACCGCCGCGGGAGAUGUAGAGAAUCCUGCCAAAAAUAAGAAGCUUCUUGCUCAACAACAACUCAAUGAUCGUUGGAAAUCAUGGUGGACUCGGAUCUUCUGGUCAUGGGUAUUAGUGCUGUCUUUUGUGGCGAUUAUCUACGGCGGCCAUCUAUACGUGUCAUUGAUGGUGCUGGGUAUAGAGGUGGCGUGCUUCUACGAAAUCAAUAAGAUCUCAUACAAGGCGAACAAAGACAGAGAAGCUGAGCUGGCUAAGCAACAGAACAAGAAGGUCACCCGAGUGCCUUUUGUGCGCACUAUCAAUUGGUACUUCCUAUUCGUAGCCAACUACUUCCUAUACGCCAAGGGCGUCUUCACCAUAUUGGCAAAGCCUGUCGCUCGAGGUGAAACGGACCUUUUCCGGUCUCUACCGUUAAUCAAGCACAACACAGACUUCCUCAACCGCCUGGCCUCGCAUCACCUGUUCUUCUCGUUCUUGCUGUACAUUGUGGGGAUUGUGGUGUUUGUGCUGACUCUGCGCAACGGCCACUACCGCCGACAGUUCUCCCAGUUCGGGUGGACGCAUGUCACGGUAGUGUUACUGGGAAGCAGCGCUCGGGCCAUUUUCAGUAACAUCACUGAGGGGCUGGUGUGGUUCCUGCUGCCGGUGUUUAUUGUCAUCUGUAACGACUGCACGGCCUAUAUCUUUGGCUUCUUCUUCGGCCACACGCCACUGAUUGAGCUCAGCCCGAAGAAAACCUGGGAAGGGUUCUUGGGAGGGUUUAUCAGCACCAUGUUCAUAGGCUAUGGCUUUGCGUUGUUAUUUGGCCACUUCGAUUACUUCACAUGUCCGGCGGUGUUCAGUAUAACGCCGAGCGUCCACACCAUCUCAUGCCCCCCCAACCCCAUCUUUGAAUGGCAAACGUAUCCCAUACCAGCGGAAUUGCGAGCGGUGAUUCCGUCGCUGCCAGAAUCAUACGACACCAAACCCAUCGCACUGCACGGGUUAGUGUUUGCCCUUUUCGGUUCGUUAGUGGCGCCGUUUGGAGGGUUCAUGGCCAGCGGCUUCAAGCGUGCCUUCAAGGUCAAGGAUUUCGGCGAUUUGAUCCCGGGCCAUGGUGGGUUCAUGGAUCGUUUUGACUGUCAGUUCCUGAUGGGCUCAUUCACAUAUGUCUACUACCAGAGCUUCAUCGCUCCGAUCUUCUACUUCGAUGUGAACACUAUCGCGACACACCUGGACAAGCUCUCGGCUGACAGCAAAUUGGAGUUGUUGCAGGUAUUGCAAGCAUCCAUUGCUGGAGACAAGGCACAAGGGCAAGCGAUCCACUAAAGACAUGGACAUGCUAAAUGGAUCCGUACUCACGUCUCACUGGGUAGAUACCCACUAGGUUGCAUACUCCGCCUGUGUUAAACUCGCCUGUACUGGUUUCAAGUGUGUAAGGAAAAGCAUAAGCGAGCGCGGAAAUUAUGCGCGUACAUGUUUUUCUUGUUGGAGUGGGUAUGAUGACGCGUGUAGAAGUGGCAUGUGGGGCGGAAGAUUUCUGAACGACGCUCACCGUAUGCGUGUGCAUAGUGACAUUUCGCUUGUGUUGCUGAGGGUUUUAGGGUUUAAGUGGCUUACACUUGUGUUGCAACACCGCUUGACCUGGAUCAGUGAGGACUACGGGAGCACCGGCACGGAGAUGCGAGCAAGACCUUGCUACCAUACAGCCCUCGACAAUAUGCGAUUGAGUAUAGUUGUAUACAUGCUGCGAAUUUCGAGACUAUCGAAUGAGAUGAAUUUUUUUUUAAUGUGUACGCCAUUGACUCGCGACUAUAAGCGCUGUGUUUGAGGUAUUAAGAGAGCUGAUUAAAAUAAACGAAUUUAUUAUGUGGA